AUGACAAAAGAAGAAUCAGAAAAAUGUAUUGCAGAAUACAAGCGCAGCUGACAGCUUAUUUGACAGUUAGCGUCUCCAGAUGCUCCACAUCGUCAUUAGCUACCUGCCCGCUUGUGGGGUUAUCGUCGCGGCAGAGCGUUGAUCCGGUGAAGUCUCAGCUUUUAGCAUGUAGCUAACAGAUUUUUUAGCAUUUAGUGAACUGGUUCCACUAAGUCCUAGUUUAUUGUUGAAGAAAUGUAUUUUAACUAGUUGUUCAUCAUUAGUAAAAAUCCCAGUAUCUGCAGCUUUAACCGAUUCGUGUACAGAAGUGAAGCACUGGAACUUGGUACAAGCACCAGAUCUGGACGGAGCUCUAUUGGCCGCGGUCUGAUACGGUCACUGGAGAAGGGUUAAUACUGGUUGGAUACGUUUUCUGUGGUUGUUUAUGAUGCAGCGGGAGAUUACAGAUUUCUAAAAAUCUGCCGUCCUUCCCCGUCCUGUUCUACAGCAAGAUAAAGGACAACACUGAGUGUGGAGCGAAGAUAGUGCUAAAGCUCAAAUUCGAAAGAUGAGCAGCUGCUGCUCUACCUGUGGCUCAGGCCCAGACACUUCCUGUCAGUGCGAGAAGCUUCCGGAGUUCAGGUGUCCGAGGAAGUGAACACAACCCCAAAAGCAUUGCAGACAGAUGUAAACACUAUAGACCUGAUGUCCAGACGGACUGUCGUAUUUUCCAGAAAUGCUGGCUGUGGUUCUGUUCUGAAGCCCUAUUGGAUGUGCAUGUUGUUCAGAGUCCUGUAUGUGUUGCUGAGGGUCAAUGGUGGUUUGGCUGUCUGUGGGGUCUGGCUGUUGGUAGUGACCUCAGCUCCCACAUACCUUUGAAGCAGGUUGUAAUGAACAAGGUUUCCAGCUGCAUCCACGUUUGUCUCCCUCCCACAGCGGCUGCAUCUGUGGAUGGAAGUGUGCAGUUCUGCAAUGGGACCAGAGAGAGUCUUGCCGAGCUCUGAGGAUGAGCUACGGGAGGAAGAGCGCCCAGGUGAUGGAGCACUGCUGCCUGUGGGGGCAGUGUGGAGUGGAGGGGAGGAGGCAGCUGAGGGAGAGACGGAGCUGGAUGGAGAAGAAGAAGAAGAGGCACAGGAAGAAGUGAACAGUGGAGGAUAUUAUUAUCAGCCUCUGAACCAGGACCUUGAAGGUACAAAUGACAGCGAGCAGCUGGAGCAGGACGAGGAACAGGGGGAGGGAGCCUUUCAUACCGUGCAGCAUAGAAUAGAGGUGCUGGGCCUCCACCUUCCUGACGCACCUCCUGCUGACAGUGAUGAGGAGGAGGAUCCCGAGGGGGCGGCGGCCCUCAGGAGCCGAGCUUUCAUCCCCAUGGAUGCAGACCACGUAGAGCUGGUGAAGAGGACCAUGGCAGCUGUGGCGUUGCCGUCUCUGGCCGUACCAGCGUGGGCCCGAGAGAUCUCAGAUGACCAGUGGACGGACAUGGUGCAGCACACGCUUCAGAGCCGGCAGAGUGGCACUGUGCGCCUCGGCCACAGGGGCAACAUCACUGGGCCCUGAAGGCACCGCAGAGAAGCAUUCAAACCAGCAAGAGUCAACAUUUUGGUUUAAAAGGUUAAUUAUAUGAAAAUAUUAACAAAGCAGCUUCAAACUGAAUCGUUUUUAUUUGCCACACUUAUCCUGAUGUCAAAAGUAACGAUUUAGUUAAAAAGGUCAGAUUUUGCUGUGAUUCACAAAGUUAAGUUAAACUAUACUAAGAAGCAACACAUUCAGUUUGAGGUCACUGAUCAGGUGACGGGGUUAAAAGUGAUGGGUCUUAUCAGCUGCUGCCUCCAAAUCACAGAGACUCAGUUGGCACAUGAUGACGUAUGUGAGACUCAAUUUUUACUUUAGGACACUUUAAAUAACCCACAGGGUCAGUGUUUCUCAGAUGUCUGCAGAUGAGGUGACUGAUCAAUGAUCCAACCUAAGUACUUUAGGUAAAGCAGUCAAUAAAACCAAUGGAUUCAAAUCUCAGUCUGUUAUCACCUUCAAAUCACAGAGAGCAGUUGACAGAAUGUGAUGUAUGUUGAUUUCUGCCUGUCCAUUAACUCAGUGUCUUUGGUCGGAUUUUCUCAGUCCUGUAAGGACAAAUGAACAUUUCAACCGAGUUGCUGGUAGUUUGAUUUGUCGGCUCGUGUUCCAGUUAGUCGUCUCCUGCCUUGAGAUAACUUUGUGAUUUGGCGCUAUAUAAAUAAAAUUGAAUUGAAUCUCUUUGUUAAAUCUGUCAUUGUAAAACAAACUGUCAAACAUUUCCACUUUAUUUCUUUUUCUUGCGUUCCUACAUGAACAUCUGUACAAAAUCAGACUUUACUAUGUAAUACUUUACUUAAUUAAAGCUCAACACGUGUAUCA
Betta splendens (Siamese fighting fish) is the source of this 2370-nucleotide messenger RNA. It is a transcript of the gene mea1, whose product is annotated as male-enhanced antigen 1. The record is from RefSeq and is a predicted model, not a curated record. The coding region runs from base 931 to 1536 and encodes 201 amino acids. Lineage: Eukaryota; Metazoa; Chordata; Actinopteri; Anabantiformes; Osphronemidae. The transcript has 3 exons. Gene Ontology annotation, biological process: spermatogenesis.